AUGAGAAAUGUUUCACUUUUAAUUAUCCUUUUGCUGAAAUGUUACACAGCAGUUUUUCUAAACAAUUCAUCGCCUCUCAAUGUAAAUCCGAUAAACGCGAAGAAAAUAAGUGGAGUUGUCAGCCAUGGAAAAAUCAAUGUUUAUUAUAAAACGCUCAAUGUCUCGUUCGCUUUGGAUUUGAUUCGAAUCAGUGCUGCAAUUGAAGAUCCAGAACAAUAUGCAAUUUUUGGAUCUGAUCCAAUCCUUAUUAUAGUGUGCUCAAAUGGACGUGAUGCAGUUUCUAUCAAACUUCCUGUUAACUAUGGGUUUCCUCAAAACUCCAAAACUGUUGUUUUAAAAGAUCAACGCCUGACAAUUGUUAAACCAUUGGGAUAUUUCAUUGAUGCCAAAAGCCAAGGUAUUACAUCGCUUCGAGUUACUGUAGAAAGCAAGGAUAGCUUUUGUGCCACGCUUGUAUCAUCUCCUGAAUCCGAAAAUAUUUACGAUGCAAAUUUACAUUCAGAAAUCCAAAAUAGCAGAAAGUUCACAUUCGAUAGACGAGGAGAUUUGUACUUUUCUCAUUCUGAGAUCGAAAUGUACAAAAGUUUCCGAAUUUAUGUUUUUGUCAACGCCAAUGAUUCUGUUUGCAAUCCGGAUGCACCACCAAGAAAGCAUGUUCUGCAGAAUAAGCAGGUCACUUUCAAGUUUGAGAAGUUGGAAACAGAUAGCUAUAAAGUUCCGAUUAGCGCCAUGUUUAUCGUCUUUGCGUUGACUAUCAUAGUGUUUUUAGGGAUGUCACCGAAGUUACUCAAUGGCCAACUAUUUAUUCUGAGAAAAAUACAAUCUAUUGGUGUGGUUUCAAAUCCGUUACAUGUAUCUACAAAUGAAUCAAAUUUAAUUGAUUUGAGUCAUGAGCAGCCGACGAUUCCAAUUGUUAAAGAUUCUGUGGUCCCGGAACCCUCGGAACACCUAGUGGUUCCAAUUGGCGAACAAAUAACAUCUUCUGAAAUUAUUCAAGAUUCCCUCUCAACUCACUUUGAUGCUUUCAAGUAUCCCUUGGCCGUAUUUCUGCCAAUUUUCAUGCAAGUCGCUAAAUUCUUUCAGUGGACAAAUUCUUCAUAUUCCAAUAUUGAUCAAACUUGCUUCUUCAAUCAUGCUUGCGCAAAACCUCUCGGUGAUUUUCGGGCAUUCAACAACAUCAUUAGUAAUGCUGGAUAUCUGAUGUUCGGAUCUUUUUUCUUCUUUUAUACGCUGAAAAGAAGAUCGAGACACUCGACGAAUCCUCAAAAUGGAGUUUAUGAGUGCGCAUUAAUCGAUAUGAUGAUUGCUGCUUUCCUUAUAACUGAAGCAAUUGCGAGUUCAACAUACCAUAUAUGUCCCAGCGAUAUUGCAUUCCAAUUUGAUACUCCAUGUAUUCAAGUGAUUUGCGGACUUUUAAUCGUACGACAAAAUCUUGUUCGCCGCGAACCACCAUCACCGCAAUACACCAACUCCCUUCUUGUUGCCAUCUUCGGCGCUAACAUGCUCAUUACAAUGUUUUCGAAACAGCAGCAUAUUCGCGGUAUCAUAGCGGGAAUUCAUUUACUAGCCACUCUAGGAUUUUGUAGAGAAAUCAGAAAACUGAACUCAUCAUAUUCGAAAGCGUGGUGUUUAAAUUUGUUCGGUCUGAAUUUUGUUCUCAUCGUAGUUUACACUUUUUUGGCUAACGUUGUUCAUUUGCAACAGAUUUUGCCGUAUACUCUAGCUAUUAAUUGUUUCUUCUAUAUAUUGUUUUAUACAAUAAUGAAAGUUGUUCACAAAGAAAAAAUUUCGAAAUCUGUCUCGUUAUACGGAUUAUUCUCAAUCAUUUCCUGGUUUGUCGCACUUUACUUUUAUCUCGACGAUGGAACUGAUUGGACUAAAACUAGUGCUCAAAGCCGAUCUCUCAACAAACCAUGCAUUCUAUUAAACUUCUUCGCAUCUCAUGAUCUUUGGCAUAUCUUUAGCGCGAUCGCAACUUUCUGGACGCUUAUUUUUGUUAGCAAAAUCGAUGACAAUUUGUACAUUGUUGAAAGAAAAGAUAUCGCAGUCUUCUAA
Molecule: messenger RNA, 2055 nt
Organism: Caenorhabditis bovis
Lineage: Eukaryota; Metazoa; Nematoda; Chromadorea; Rhabditida; Rhabditidae
Source: the annotation of a GenBank genome assembly